Closterium sp. NIES-65 is the source of this 1044-nucleotide messenger RNA. The record is from the annotation of a GenBank genome assembly. NCBI's taxonomy places the organism in Eukaryota, Viridiplantae, Streptophyta, Zygnematophyceae, Desmidiales, Closteriaceae.
AUGGCCUCCCCUAGUGUUCUCACCUUUGACGCUGAGGGUCGGGCAGUUGACUUUGAGGUCUGGGUAGAUGAUCUGCAGCUUUUCCUACAGUGCAAUAGGGCAGAUGGUCUCUCCCUGUUUGACCUCACUUCUGGUGCCUCUCCUGCCCCUGCUGCUGAUGCUGACGCCACAGUUUGCUCACAAUGGGCCACACGUGAUGCUGCUGCUCGCCUUGCUGUGCGCUGCCACUUACCGACCACUGAGCGUGCACACUUUAGCCAGUACAAGAGUGCUCAGACCUUGGACCACUUCCUCUCAGUUUGCCCCACCACUCUCACCGUUGACCUCCUCGAGAAGGCCCUCCUAGCGGCAGGGAAGAGCAUAGUGGCUGUAGGAGCCUCUCGUGUCAGCGCUGCGUCUGCCGCGAGCGGGAAACGCCGCAACGGCAAGGGCAAGGGGGGCAAGGGCGCUGGAGGGGCUGGAGGGGGCGGUGGAGGUGGUGGUGGAGGCAGUGGAGGGAGUGGGGGUGGUAGUGGGAGUGGUGCCGGGGGUGGCGGCGGCGGCUGCAGCAGCAGAGGCCACGGAGGAGGUGGUGGUGGCAGAGGGAGCGGAGGCGGCGGAGGUGGAGUAGGAGGCGGAGGUGGAGGAGGCGGCGGUGGCGGCGGCGGUGGUGGAGCGGGUCGCGACUCUGCGCAGAGGAGUGGCUCAGGUGGUGGUCCGCGCCAGCAGCAGUGGAGUGGUGUGACCCUGUCCCCUCAGCAGCUUCGUGAGUGGUACACUGAGCGUCAGCGCGGUGGAGGUUUUGGUCCCUGCACUUACGUCCUCCGUACCGGCGACCGAGCUGGUGCUGGUAAGUCUGCGCUCUCAGGUACUACGUCGGCUCAGGCCUUACACACCUUCACCCUUGACUCGGGUGCGUUCUGCUCCUUCUUUCGAGACCGCAUCACUCUUACGCCGCUCAGUCGGCCGGUUGCAGUCUCCCUGGCAGACCCCUUUGGGGGUCCUGUCCUUGCUAGCUUCUCCACUGUCUUACCAUGCCCGGCAGCCCCCUCUGGCACCCUGUGA